Messenger RNA from Phascolarctos cinereus (koala), 845 nucleotides. The record is from RefSeq and is a predicted model, not a curated record. NCBI's taxonomy places the organism in Eukaryota, Metazoa, Chordata, Mammalia, Diprotodontia, Phascolarctidae.
ACCCCUGUCAAAGGAGGUGGAGCGAGGGAGAUGGUGUCCGCCUCCUGUUCUUCCCUGCCGUUCUUCAGAGGAGCCUGAACGGGGACAAAACACGCUGAACUCGACACAAAGCAGGGGGGCACCCACUGGCGCUGGCGCUAGAGGCGAGCCCUGGGGGCUGGGGCUGGGGAUAGGAGUCAGCGGGCCAGGGAGCAGAGCGACCCGGCCAGAAAAGACGAUCUGGAACUCGGCGCCCAGGACGGAGCGGAGGAGCCUCGGCAGGAAGGCAGCAGCGCCCCGGAGCCUGAGUGUGCAGGGACACUUUUGGCAGGGAAGGCGGCGGCGGCCGCGGCAGCAGCGAUGGAGAGGAAAGUCUCCUGAGUAGCACCAGCAAACUUCAGCGGUUCCCUAGCUUCCCUGGCCUCCCUCCUUCAGUGCUUCCCUCCCCGUGCGCCUUGUCCUGUCUUUCCCCAUGUGCAGCCUCCCAGCCGAAGCUCUCCUCUUCGCAGGCGGAUGGGUGACCCUUUCCUGGCAGGGGCAGGCUGUUUGAGGCGGCGGAGCAGGCGAUGAAGAAGAAGCAGCAGCAGCAGCACCACAGCAGCACCGACCCCUGGACCCAUGUGGCCCCCCAGGGGGGAGCCCCUCCCGGGCCGGGCAGCUGGAAACGCCCCGGCUCCUUGCUGCCUUUCCUGCGCUUCUCCCUCCGGGAUUACGGUUUCUGCAUGGCCACCCUUUUCGUCUUCUGCCUGGGAUCCCUCUUCUAUCAGCUCAACGGGGGACCCCCUCGCUUCCUGCUCGACCUGCGGCAGUACUUGGCUCGCCAGGUGUGAAAACCAAAGAGCAUCAAUAUGCCAUAGCAACCGGCC